Molecule: messenger RNA, 782 nt
Organism: Syngnathus acus (greater pipefish)
Lineage: Eukaryota; Metazoa; Chordata; Actinopteri; Syngnathiformes; Syngnathidae
Gene: cd79a
Product: CD79a molecule, immunoglobulin-associated alpha
Exons: 5
Coding region: 132-767 (211 amino acids)
Biological process (GO): B cell receptor signaling pathway; B cell differentiation
Cellular component (GO): B cell receptor complex; external side of plasma membrane
Source: RefSeq, a predicted model, not a curated record
CCUGUUUGACUUGUGCAGCUGUGACAUUUAUGCAAAUACGACAGUAGUCAUUGAAGCGUGAAUCCUCACAGAACAACAAGCUAGUACGUCGUUGUGCGGGGACUUUUAAUCAUCCAAGAUCUUCCAUAAGAAUGAUGGCUUCAGUUGGCAGCAUUUUUAUGAUCACCUGCAUGACAGUGGUCUCCACGGGGCUGAAGGUGGACCGGCCUUGGCUGAGGGUCCAGCUGUCUCACCGGGCCGUGCUGGAGUGCUGCUACCGGACCGGCGCUGUCAACCAACAAAGCACUUGGUUCGUGCACGGCCAGCCCACCAACGGCACCGCCAUCCCAGUUCCAGUCUUCAUGUCAGACCGAGUGAGCGCGGGCUACAGAACCCGUGCUGAGGUCACCUGCGGGACCCUCACCUUUGGUGAGGUGAAGGUGACCGACGUGGGCCUGUACAGAUGUUGGUUCAACAUCUCUGGCGUCCUCACACCCGGCACCUACCUGCAGGUCUACGAGCCGCUGAAGAAAACGAUAAACCUCACAGAGAAGACCAAGAACAGCAUCCUGAUGGCCGAAGGAAUCUUACUUCUUCUGUGCCUCCUGGUGCCUUCGGCCGCGCUCUUCUGCAAGUCCAAGCAACUCCAUGAACUGCAGCGGAAGGCAAAGAGGGAAGAGGAGAACAUUUAUCAGGGCCUCAAUCUGGAUGACUGUGACAAGGGAGCGAACCUCUACCAGGAUCUGGUUGCCAACAUUCGGGAGGAAAUCCAGCUGGAAAACCCAUGAAUGGAACGGAAGAAA